Messenger RNA from Lachancea nothofagi CBS 11611, 1785 nucleotides. NCBI's taxonomy places the organism in Eukaryota, Fungi, Ascomycota, Saccharomycetes, Saccharomycetales, Saccharomycetaceae. The record is from the annotation of a GenBank genome assembly.
AUGUUUCUCGUGAAACAGCCGCCAUCGAUGCAGUUGAAAAAGGCUGACGUGGGAUAUCAACUAGUGAAGACUACUUCUAUGGCCGAAAGCCAAGUUUGCAGUGAAUUUGAUCUUACGCUGGCAGAGUCCUCAAACCAAGCCAGUGACAAUAUUAAUGCGACACACCGCAAACUUCACCAUAGACAUGUUCUGCUGAUAGGUAUUUCGGGGGUCAUAGGAACAGCACUUUUCGUGAGCAUUGGGAAAGCUUUGUAUCAUGGAGGCUCGGUGUUUCUACUGCUUGGCAUGGCUCUAUGGUGCAUACCGAUUCUGUGCAUCACCGUGUCAACCGCUGAAAUGGUGUGUUACUUACCACUGGACUCCCCCUUUUUAAGAAUUGCAUCAAGGUGUGUAGAUGACUCCAUGGCCGUAAUGGCAGGUUGGAACUUUUGGUUUUUGGAAUGCGUUCAAAUUCCUUUCGAGAUCGUUGCUGUCAACACCAUAAUACACUAUUGGAGAGACGACUACUCUGCCGCGAUCCCCUUAGUUAUUCAAGUUGCACUGUAUUUUGCUAUAAGCAUUUUUGCAGUGCGAUACUAUGGCGAAAUGGAAUUCUGGCUUGCAAGUUUCAAGAUUUUUCUGGCAGCAGGGCUGUUCAUAUUUACAUUUGUCGCAAUGCUUGGAGGCAAUCCCAAAAAAGAUCGCUUUGGAUUUCGUAAUUUUGUCGAUGCUCCCUUCAAAGAGUAUUUCCCGACGGGCAAGAACGACGACGAUUCCUCGCUCGGCCUCUUCCAAGGAUUUUUGGCCUGCCUCAUCCAAGCAAGCUUCACUAUUGCGGGUCCCGAUUAUGUUGCGAUGAUUGCGGGAGAGACAAAAACACCCCGUAAAGUUUUACCAAUAGCGUUCAAACACGUCUUUAAUAGACUCACGCUGCUAUUUUUGGGAAGCAGCUUGUGUGUCGGUAUAUUAUGCAGUGCUAACGAUCCUAACUUGACUGCAGCUAUUGAUGAAGCGCGGCCAGGAGCCGGCUCCUCUCCCUACGUCAUUGCAAUGAAGAACUUAGGCAUAAAGACGCUCCCUGACGUAGUAAAUGCAGCACUAAUUACUGCAGCAUUUUCCGCUGGUAACGCAUAUACGUUUUGCUCAUCGAGAAUUUUACAUGGGCUAGCUUUGGAUGGUAACGCUCCCAGGAUCUUCAAAAAAUGCAAUCGGCAUGGCGUUCCAAUUUAUGCAGUGGCAGUUUCUUUACUUUGGGCGUUGCUAAGUCUUUUGCAACUAAAUUCGAACAGUGCCAUUGUGUUAAAUUGGUUGAUAAACCUGAUCACAGCUUCCCAACUGAUAAAUUUCGCAUGUCUAUGCGUAAUAUAUCUGUAUUUUCGACGAGCUUACCGGGCUCAGAAGGCUAAGUUGCCACAGCUGCCGUUCAGAUCGUGGGGACAGCCCUAUACUGCACUGGUAGGGCUUGUCUCUGUGUUGUUAAUGACCCUAGUACAAGGCUACUCUGUAUUUUAUCCAUCACUGUGGCAGGUUAAAGACUUUUUGUUCUGCUACUUAAUGCUAUUUGUAGAUGCAGGCAUAUACUUGGUGCACAAGUUUGUCAUAAGCAAGGGUCGGUCGUGGCCUCGGGAUCCUAGAGAUGUGGACUUGGUAACCGGGCUGUUAGAGAUUGAACAGCAUGAAAUGGACCAAGGGUUCACGAAGUACGCAUUUUUCUCUGCCAAUCCCUCGCCAACUGUCGUCACCAGCGGUUCAACAGUAAACCCUGCCGAAUCCCAGAAUUAUCACGUGACGGGACUUACAAAGUGA